AUGGCUGAUUCUGUACAUCGUUUGAAUACAUCGUUGAGCGAUGAAAAUUUCAAACAAUCAUGUGCAAGCAUUCGUGAUAAACUUGUUCGUCUUGAUCAAUCGUCUAUCGAUUCAAUUCUCGAACAUAACGAUCCUCAAAAGGCCGAAAUCGUCUUACCGGAUGGUCGUCAAUUUAUUUGGUAUUUUGCUAUUGGCAGUAUGAAUAAUCCGAUUUCACUCUAUCUACGAGAUCUACAUCCGAUUGUGUCCUAUCCAGUCGUAUGUCCUAAUUAUCAAGUUAUUUUUCGAAGUCCAAGUGGCAUGGCUGAUAUUGAACCUGAUCCUAGAGCUGAAUUUCACGGUGUUGAUCAUCUUCUUUCUAAUGAUGAAAUGGCACGUUUAGAUAAAAUGGAAAGUAUAUAUCGACGAAUACUAGUCAAUGUUAUCGACUAUCAAGACCAAUCUCAUCUUGUCUAUGCUUACACAAUGAUUAUACCAAAUAAAACAGUCGGUCUUCCGU
This is a messenger RNA of Rotaria sordida, 499 nucleotides long. NCBI's taxonomy places the organism in Eukaryota, Metazoa, Rotifera, Eurotatoria, Philodinida, Philodinidae. The record is from the annotation of a GenBank genome assembly.